Messenger RNA from Diospyros lotus (date-plum), 1695 nucleotides. Its product is annotated as coniferyl alcohol acyltransferase-like. Lineage: Eukaryota; Viridiplantae; Streptophyta; Magnoliopsida; Ericales; Ebenaceae. The transcript has 2 exons. The coding region runs from base 92 to 1486 and encodes 464 amino acids. Gene Ontology annotation, molecular function: acyltransferase activity, transferring groups other than amino-acyl groups. The record is from RefSeq and is a predicted model, not a curated record.
GUGGUGCCUGGGCAUCAAAGCAACCAGAGGUGCGAAUCCCGGCGUCUCUUUCCCACUCUCCGUGUCGACAAAAAGGUGAAAAAUUAAAGAAAUGGGUGGCAAAGCAGAAUUCACGGUGGAGGUGAGGCGGAAGGAGGUGGUGGCGGCGGCGCUGCCAAUGCAAGAGCAUUGGGUGGCGCAGUCCAACCUAGACUUGCUCUUGCCUCCUUGCGACGUCAGCGUCUUCUUCUGCUAUAAGAAGCCCGCCGGCGGAGACUUCCUCUUCACAUUCGGUUCCAUGGUCGGCGUUCUGAAGAAGGCCCUGGCCAAAGCCCUUGUUUCGUACUAUGCAUUUGCCGGCAAGAUAGUGCAGAACACGGUGGGCGAGCCCGAGCUUCUGUGCAACAACCGAGGUGUCGACUUCGUCGAAGCUUUUGCCGACGUCCGGCUCCAAGACCUCAAUUUGUACAAUCUUGAGGAAAGCAUCGAAGGCAAGCUCGUGCCCAAGAAGAAGCAUGGUGUUCUCUCUGUUCAGGCCACAGAACUUAGUUGCGGCGGCGUGGUGGUGGCGUGCACCUUCGACCACAGGGUGGCCGACGCCUACUCCGCCAACAUGUUCCUCGUCUCGUGGGCGGAGAUGGCUCAGGCCAAACAACUCUCUCUCCUGCCGUCCUUCCGCCGGUCGUUGCUCAACCCGCGGCGUCCGGGAUUUUACGACCCUUCGCUGGACGACAUGUAUGUCACUAUCUCCGCCCUCCCGCCGCCGCCCAAAAACCACCAGCCCGACCCCGACAACCACCUCUUCAGCCGCAUCUACUACAUCGAAGCUGACCAACUCAGCCGCCUGCAGGCUCUGGCCGAUGGCGGUAUGCUUGGCCGGAAGACCACCAAGCUCAAAGCAUUCAGCGCCUUCCUCUGGAAGGUGGUCGCCGCUGGGGAAGCUGAGAAGGACAAGAUCUGCAGAAUGGGCAUCGUGGUGGACGGGAGAACAAGAUUGAGCGACGGAGACAGCGAGAAGCUGAAACUGAUGAAAGCCUACUUCGGCAACGCCUUGUCCAUUCCAUUCGGGAAGAACAAAGCCGGCGACCUCCAGGAGCGGCCGCUGAGCUGGGUGGCAGAAGCUGUUCACCAGUUCCUGGAAACCGCGGUGACGAAGGACCAUUUCCUUGACCUGAUCGACUGGGUUGAGGCUCACCGCCCAGAGCCUGCUCUGGCGAAGAUAUACGCCUGCUGCGGAGGGGACGGACCGGAUUUCGUGGUGUCGUCGGGGCAGCGUUUUCCGGCGGCAAAGGUGGAUUUCGGGUGGGGGACGCCAGCGUUCGGGUCGUAUCACUUUCCCUGGGACGGGAAGACUGGGUACGUGAUGCCGAUGUCGAGUUCGGCGGGGAAUGGGGAUUGGAUUGUGUACAUGCACAUGACGAAAGGGCAGCUGCAGCUGAUCGAGACGGUGGCCGCCGAUGUGAUUAGGCCAUUGACCUGCGAUUAUUAUCUGCCACUUGCUGGCUGAAAGUGAAACAACGUACAAAUCCGACAAAGCAGGCUUUAUGUAUGUAUUAUGGUUCCGAGUGUGAAGACAGGUUCAAGUCUUUCAUAUCACCAGUCCACCACACGUUUACUUGGUGAUUGAUUUUCGAGUCUGUUCUUUAUAUUUUAUUUUUAUUUAAAAUAUUACUUAAAUACUUUAGAAAAUAAUAUUUAACAGAGUUGUUCUAUAGA